Erythranthe guttata (spotted monkey flower) is the source of this 2294-nucleotide messenger RNA. Lineage: Eukaryota; Viridiplantae; Streptophyta; Magnoliopsida; Lamiales; Phrymaceae. The record is from RefSeq and is a predicted model, not a curated record.
AUCUAGGUUUUGAACUCCCUUUUGCCCUAAUUUUAUUUCUUCGUUUUCGAGUUUUCCCUUCUUAAUUUUUCACGCAAAAUGAUUCAUAAUUACUUGCAUAUUUUCCGAUUAUGUAAUUUGCACUAUUGUAUUUUUCACUUUGCCUAUGAUGAUGUUCUGUAGUUUCCGCCAUUGUCAACUGUAUGUAGUUUGCUGAGUUCCAUUAUUUUGAUGCUAAAGUAAACUUGAUUCCAGUUUUCUUUUUCUUUUUUUUCAUAUAAUUUUGUUCAGUUCAUGUGUGUUGUUUCUUUGAUUCCUUUUAUUUUAAUUUUUCGCGUUUUUGACGAGUUCUUUGUUAUUUUGAUGAACGACGCAAGGCAUUUGGGAUGUAAGCGAAUAUGUAAGAAAAUUACUAGGAAAAAGAAUAUAAGUGUGAAAAGGCAUAAUGUACUAUGAACAAGGACGAUGUAAACGGAGAGCUCUUACAGUCUUACUGAUAGAAAACUAAAGAGCAACAAGUUUGUUAGUCAAUGCACGGAAAAUAAUUGUUUUAUUAUAUUAAUAUUUUUAUUUUAAAUUUCUUGCGUUCCUAAUAUGUACGUGAUCUUUCCCAUUGUUUUAGUGCCCCGUUAACUUGCAACGACUUAUAGUCAAUCUUUCUUCGGAAGUGACAUAUGAACUUCUCGUCAUCCUAUCCAAUUUCACUAUUAUGAUCCCACUCGAGAUUGUAUGAAACAUUCACUUGACUAUGGGUAAUAUGUCAUCCGAUGAGAUAGUACAGAAUAUAUAAAUCGAGGCCCGACUUGGUAUACGCAACUAAUAGUUUCUUUAUCAUUGUACGGUUUGAAUGUAUGUUAUCUGAAACCUGACUGUCAUAGCUACAUGCAUCACGCAUUUCAUGUAUGUAUAAAUGCAUCUCGUUUAUUUGACAGCUCAAUUUGAAGGACUAUAUACAUGUCGUAUGAGUAGGGUUUUUGAAAUGCAUAAUAUGUCGCUCAUCAUAUUUCUGUUCCUACUUCAUAAUCGAAACUAUGUCUUGUCUGAAAUAAUGAUUAUAUGUUAGGAAUGGAGUUCACUUCUAAAGGCCACGAAAAGAAAAUGGACAAAAGAAGGCGUAGUUGGUCGAUGAAGGAAGAGGAAGUGUUGAUCUCUGCAUUGAGAGAUAUCGUAGCCAAAGGCUGGAAAUGUGAAAAUGGUUUCCGAACAGGAUACCUGAGGUUACUCGAACGAGCAAUGUUGAGAUAUUUUCCAAAAACAGACAUUAGAGCCGAGCCUCACAUAAAUUCCAAGAUCCAUGUUUGGAAAAAAUAUCAUGGAUCGUUGGCAUCCAUGUUCGGAGUUAGUGGUAUCGUUUGGAACGAUUCGACCAAAAUGAUUGAUGCUCAAGAUGAUGCGUGGGAUACGUAUGUGCAGAGAGAUACAAACGCCCGCACAAUGAGAUAUAAACCCUGGCCGUUAUACCCCUAUUGGUGUGAAAUAUUCGGCAAAGAUAGAGUUACUGUAGCUACUAGGGAAAUCGCCGAACAUUUCGCUGACGCCGUUCAAGAAAUGGAAACAAAUAAAGGCAAAGAGAAAGAAGCACCGCCGGAAUUCGGUGCCGUCUUUGAAGGACUCGAUGAUGAAAACGAGCUGUCCGUCUGUCAGCCCCAAAGCCACGACGAGACUGAGAAGAAGCAAUCUCGGAAGAAGAGAAAGACGUCGUCAGAGUGCGACUCGGAUCCUUUUGUAGCGGCCAUCAAUAUUUUCUGCGACAAAUUGGACGCGAGGUUUGAAGAUAUCGCCCGAAGAAUUGGGUACGAAUACGAUGUGUCGAACGCUAGGAAAGAAGUGUAUGCUGCACUUGGGAGAGUUCCGGGACUAAGCAUUCCGCAGAAGUUGACCGUGGCGAAGUUUCUCGUGAAUAAAAACGGAGACUUGGAUCUUUUCUUCAGUCUUCCGGAUAAGGAUAGAGUUGAGAUGGUUUAUAUGAUAUUAUCUGGGAAAUAUUGAUUUUCGAUGGUUUACGAGUGAUUGUUACCACUUUUUGGCUCGAAGAUCGGACUUGUACUCUUCGUUUUUUUUGGCAGAUUUGUAUAUUUUAUCUUUGGCUGUCUACUUCAUCACCUGUUUGUUGUAUUAUAUUAGGGUUUUUUAUUAUCGUAAAUUUGUUGAAGAAAUUUCUUCGUUUUGUUUUGGAUGUUCCAGUCGGGAUUGAUUAGCAACUGGCAAGCUCAAGUGUUAGUUACUGGUGUGACUUGUGUUACUAGUUGCUAGAAUUUUCAAUUAUCAUGGUGAGGUAUAAACAUUGCUGAAUGAAUUUGACGAUAAAUCUCCGA